CUGCUUUUUCCUCUGCAGGCUCCAGGACCUGGCGCAGCAUCAUGACUGGGGAAGUGUAGCUGAGUCAAGACUCUCCCCUAGAAGAGGAAGGACCAGUGGACGGUUCUCGGCUCUUGCCUGAGGGCUCCUGAGUUUUCCUCUGCCCCUCUUCUGCCUUCUCUGGCUACUGGACUGGGGCCAGGCUUCCAGCAGGACCUUCUCCCAAGGGAUGGGCAUCUGCUGAAGGACGUCUCAUUGUCAGGCUUAGCUGGCCACACCAUGAACCUCCAGGCCCAGUCCAAGGCUCAGAAUAAGCGCAAGCGUUGUCCUUAUGGGGACCAGGAGCCAGCUGCCAAGGAACAGCCACCACCACUGCAGGCUCCACCACAGUCCCUCAGAGCUAAAGAGGAACAGUACGGGCCCCACGAAGGUCCCGCGGGGGUCGCCUCCACCACCCAGCCUGUGGAGCUAUCUCCUCCCAACAACCUGGCUCUGCUGAACAGCGUGGUAUAUGGAUCUGAGCGGACCACAGCAGCCAUGCUGUCCCAGCAGGCCCAGGUCAGCUCAGUAAAGUGGCCCAACUCUGUGAUGGCUCCAGGGCGGGGCCUCGAGUGUGGGGGAGGUGCAGGCAUCAGCGACAGUGGCUGGCAGCAACAACCUGGCCAGCCCCCACCCCACUCCACGUGGAAUCACCUGCCCCUCUACAGUGGACCCAAAGGGGGCCCUCAUCCAGGUGUGGGGGUCUCUCCCUACUAUAACCACGCCGAGGCACUGAAGGGGAACAAACCUGGGGGUCCACAGCUGGACCACUAUGGAAACGCAGUGCAGCCCAUGGUGCCACAGAAGAUGCAGCUGGAGGUGGGGAGACCCCAAGCGCCCUUGAACUCUUAUCAUUCAGCCAAGAAACCCCCAAACCAGACACUGCCCUUGCAACCCUUCCAGCUGGCUUUUGGCCACCAGGUGAACCGCCAGGUCUUCCGGCAGGGCCCUCAGCCCUCUAACCCCACCACCUCCUUCCCGCCCCAGAAGCAGCAGCAGCAGCAACAGCAGCCGCCGGCAGCCCUGCCCCACAUGCAGCUAUUUGAGAACUACUACCCCAUGCAUCAGCCGCCUUCACAGCAGCACCAGGACUUUACCCUGGCACCGGGCGGGCCCCUGGGACAGACUCACCUGCCUCACCGCGGCAUGGCCCCCUACCCGUUCCCCCACAACCCAGAACUGCGCAAGGCCCUCCUGCAGGACCCUGCUUCACAGCCCGUGCUACCUCAGCCCCAGAUGGCCUUCCCGCGCCGCUCCCGCCGUCUCUCCAAGGAGGGGAUUCUGCCUUCCAACUCCCUCGAUGGAGCUGGCACCCAACCUGGACAGGAGCCCACGAGCAAUCUGUUCCUCCAUCACUGGUCUCUGCAGCAGCCGCCGCCAGGCGCCCUGGGGCAGCCCCAUUCCGAAGCCCUGGGAUUCCCGUUAGAACUCCGGGAGUCGCAGCUGCUGGUGGAUGGGGACAGACUGGCACCCAAUGGCCGAGAGCGGGAGGCUCCCGCCGUGGGUACUGAGGAGGUCUCGAGGGCAGGGGGCCUCGGGGACUGUGGGCAGAUGAUUCGAAGCGGGGUGAUCCAGAGCACAAGGCGGAGACGCAGGGCGUCCCAGGAAGCUAAUUUGCUGACCCUGGCCCAGAAAGCGGUGGAGCUGGCCUCUCUGCAGGAUGCCAAUGGCUCUGAGGAGAAGCGGAAAAGCGUGCUGGCCUCAACUGCCAAGUGUGGUGUGGAGUUUUCUGAGCCCGCCUCAGCCGCCAAGAGAGCUCGGGAGGAGAGUGGAAUGGUGCCCCUCAUCAUCCCCGUGUCUGUUCCUGUGAGGACCGUGGGUCCCACCGAGGUGGCCCAAGUUGGAGGUUCUGAUGAGGAUGGGAAGGGUCUUGAGCAGUUCCCCACCGAGCACAAGCCGUCGGUCAUCGUAACCCGCAGGAGGUCCACCCGAGUGCCCGGGACAGAUACUGCAGCUCAGGCCGAAGACCUGAACGCCAAGUUGGAGGGGGAACCUUCCAUGCGGAAACCAAAGCAGCGGCCGCGGCCGGAGCCUCUCAUCAUCCCCACCAAGGCGGGCACUUUCAUUGCCCCUCCUGUCUACUCCAACAUCACCCCCUACCAGAGCCACCUGCGUUCUCCUGUGCGCCUUGCGGACCACCCCUCUGAGAGGAGCUUCGAGCUGCCCCCUUACACACCGCCCCCCAUUCUCAGCCCCGUUCGGGAAGGCUCUGGCCUCUACUUCAAUGCCAUCCUGUCAACCAGCAACGUCCCGGCCCCUCCUCCUAUCACGCCAAAGAGUGCCCAUCGGACCCUGCUCCGCUCUAAUAGUUCUGAAGUCACCCCGCCCGUCCUCUCUGUGAUGGGGGAGGCCACCCCUGUGAGCAUCGAACCACGAAUCAACGUCGGCACCCGGUUCCAAGCAGAAAUCCCCACAAUGAGAGACAGAUCCCUGGCAGCCGCAGACCCCCAUAAGGCUGACUUGGUGUGGCAGCCUUGGGAACAUCUUGAGAGCAGCUGGGAGAAGCAGAGGCAAGUGGAUGACCUGCUGACGGCCGCCUGUUCAAGUAUUUUCCCUGGUGCCGGCACCAACCAGGAACUGGCCCUGCACUAUCUGCAUGAGUCCCGGGGGGACAUCCUGGAGGCGCUGAAUAAGCUGCUGCUGAAGAAGCCCCUGCGGCCCCACAAUCACCCACUGGCUACCUAUCACUACACAGGCUCUGACGAGUGGAAGAUGGCUGAGAGGAAGCUGUUCAACAAGGGCAUUGCCAUCUAUAAGAAAGAUUUCUUCCUGGUGCAGAAACUGAUCCAGACCAAGACUGUGGCUCAGUGUGUGGAGUUCUACUACACCUACAAGAAACAGGUGAAAAUUGGCCGCAACGGGACGCUCACCUUUGGUGACCUGGAUACCGGUGCUGAGAAGUCCGGCCAAGAGGAAGUCGAGGUGGACGUUAAGACUUCUCAGAAGUUCCCAAGGGUGCUUCCUCCCAGAAGAGAGUCCCCAAGUGAAGAGAGGCUGGAACCCAAGAGGGAAAUGAAAGAACCCAAGAAGGAGGGGGAGGAGGAGGUACCAGACACCCAGGAAAAGGGAGAGCAGGAGGAGGGGCGAGAGCGCAGCCGGCGGGCCGCGGCUGUCAAAGCUACACAGACACUACAGCCCACUGAGGCGGCCAAUGAUGUCCUCAUUCUCCGGAGCCACGAACCCAAUGCCCCGGGGUCUGCCGGUGUCCAGACCUCAGAGAAGCCAAGGGAAGGGCCGGGGAAGUCACGAAGGGCUCUGCCUUUCACAGAGAAGAAGAAAAAACCGGAGGCAUUUAAUAAAACCCAAAACCAGGAGAACACUUUCCCUUGUAAAAAGUGUGGCAGGGUGUUUUAUAAGGUGAAGAGCCGCAGUGCUCACAUGAAGAGUCACGCAGAGCAGGAGAAGAAGGCUGCAGCUCUAAGACUGAAGGAGAAGGAGGCUGCAGCCGCCGCCGCGCACCAGCAGGCGCUGAAAGAAGAGAGCGGCGAAGGCGAGAAGGGCUGAGGCCCUGCUGGAUCCUCUUGCCGGGCUCCCCAGAACUCUGUACCUGGAACCUCUAGAGAAGGCCAGGAGAGGAUCACUUGGACUUUGCUUUGCAAAACAAAUCAAAUAAUGAAAAAUAAACAGGCUCUUUUAUUUACGAAG
Messenger RNA from Rattus rattus (black rat), 3663 nucleotides. It is a transcript of the gene Mideas, whose product is annotated as mitotic deacetylase associated SANT domain protein. Gene Ontology annotation, molecular function: transcription corepressor activity. NCBI's taxonomy places the organism in Eukaryota, Metazoa, Chordata, Mammalia, Rodentia, Muridae. Bases 259 to 3522 code for a protein of 1087 amino acids. Gene Ontology annotation, cellular component: histone deacetylase complex; transcription regulator complex. The transcript has 12 exons. Gene Ontology annotation, biological process: regulation of transcription by RNA polymerase II; negative regulation of DNA-templated transcription. The record is from RefSeq and is a predicted model, not a curated record.